AUGUUGGCGACGGGGAGAGAGACGUCCGGGGCGACUGCGACUGCGACGGGGACGGAGGGGGUGGUUUCGGCGGAGGAGACGGGGUCUGGUUUAGAUUCAAAUUCGGGCUCAGACGCAGACUCAGACUCUGGGUCAGGGUCGUCAAAGGCUAAGAUCGCCGGGCCCGUCGUUAGCGGUCUCGCAGCAAUCGCAUUGAUCAUUAGCGCGGUUUGGUUCUUUCAAAGACGACAUCGACAGAGGCGUGACGCGGCGGACACUGGGGUGUUCAUCGCCGAAUUGCCGGAAAAAGGAGUCGACAAGGGAGAACUACCCGCGAGAGAACCAGCCGCCGUAGAGCUGUCUGCUGCUAAGGAACAGAAUCAGGUCCAUGAGCUCGCGUGA
Aspergillus calidoustus is the source of this 381-nucleotide messenger RNA. Lineage: Eukaryota; Fungi; Ascomycota; Eurotiomycetes; Eurotiales; Aspergillaceae. The record is from the annotation of a GenBank genome assembly.